UUAUACUACCCAUAGUUUUGCUUGCUUGUUUUGAAACAUUUUGUUGAUUUAUCUUCUAUUUAUCCGUUUUUAUAAAUAAAGGCUCUAACAUCUCAUUAAUUUGAUUAAAUGAAUUGAGAAUAGUGCUUAGAGAGAAAAGAGGACAAUGGAGAGAAAAAAUAACCAAAAGAAUGGAUCCCAUCCAUUUUCUUCUUCUGGAAUUUUUAGCUCUGUGUUUUCUUCUCAAUCACCUUUGGUAUUAGGGAGAGAAUCUGUGCGAUUUGAAGUCAAUGAGAAGAUUGACGACAAGACAUUAAACUCCAUAAUUGAAACUCAAGAUGAGAUCUUGAAGAACAACCAUAGAAGUGAAGUAUAUAAUGCAAAAAAUAUCAAUAUGAGUUCCACCUCCCAUGAUCAAAUAACUCAUUCAUGUAACUUCAGUUCAUCCAUAUAUUAUGGUGGUCAAGACAUAAUUCCUAAUACUCAGAGUACACAAAAUGUUGGAGUAAUUCUAUCUAAUAAUUGGGAAAAGGAUGAUUCAGGAGUUGCUUCAAGAGGAGAUUGGUGGAAAGGGGGACUUUAUUAUUGAAUCAUCAUUGCCAAUAAUAUAAGCAUAUAUGCUUUACUAGGCACAGCAGGAUAAUCUGGCACUAUAGUCUGUUAUAAACAUUUAGUUUCUUUUCCAUGGCCAAACAGUAGAAUCAUAAUAUGAAUAUUCAAUCAUUUUAAUUUUUGAUUUAUUGUUAUGCGUGCUAUGAUUAAACAUAAUAGCUUUGAGCACAUUAGAUCUUUGAACCAUAUCUCAUGCUGGAAAAGUUGUUUAAUUUCCACCCCUUUAUAUUACUU
Molecule: messenger RNA, 825 nt
Organism: Lathyrus oleraceus (garden pea)
Lineage: Eukaryota; Viridiplantae; Streptophyta; Magnoliopsida; Fabales; Fabaceae
Exons: 6
Coding region: 146-568 (140 amino acids)
Source: RefSeq, a predicted model, not a curated record